This is a messenger RNA of Manis javanica (Malayan pangolin), 1250 nucleotides long. RefSeq lists its product as uncharacterized. The record is from RefSeq and is a predicted model, not a curated record. Lineage: Eukaryota; Metazoa; Chordata; Mammalia; Pholidota; Manidae.
GUGUCGGGGCCCCUGCUCCCGGCCCUUGAAGGACUGGGAGCAGGAACUUGCGCAAUCCCUUGGCUGAGUGUCUGCGGAGAAAGAAAAAGCGCAGAAGCCAAAGCGAGAGAGGAGCGAGCGAGGGGGGAGCCGAGCAAAGAGCCAUCCGGGCUCCCGCUCACGCCCUGACGCACGUCCCUGAAUGCUAGGGAUCCGGGAGAAUCCUGGAGACGGUCUGGUGUUCAAGAACGCACACGUUGUUUCCACCAUUUCACCGCCACCGCGCAGCUCCGGCGGCGACUGCAGCCUGCUGCAGAGGCGGCCGCUGCCCAAGACGCCCGCGUGGAUCCAUCCCCGGAGGGGUCCUGGGAGCGGGGGUCGUUUCUGGCGGCACGGAGAGGUGCUCGGCCGAGGAGCUCUAGCCUGGGACAACCCAGCUGCAGAAGAGGAAGGGUCUCCGAAGCUGUCGCAGGAAGCGCCGUCAGGGCGACAGUCACCCUUCCACGCUGACCCAGCCCCAGGCCGUCGGCGCUGCCGAUCUGUCAGGGAUCUGCAGCGACCUUGUCUGGAUAAACCCGUCGUUAGGGGAGGAGCUGAGCUUCCCGACACUCCGCCUGCCCGCUCACUAGAAAAUCCCCUGGAAAAAUCUGCUUCCAAUGGGUGUUUCCGCGGCGUCCCGGUCAGGGGUCGCCCGGGGAGGGCUAGCUACCGCUGCAGCCUCCUUGACGCCAGGAGCGUCGGACUCCGCAGGCCGAGGCUCCGCUUGCUCUGCCCGAGCCCCUCCCCGGCCCACUCUCAGGACCUCGGGGGCCACGCAGCUGUACCCGGUGCCCCGACGGCAAGUUUGCGGAGGAGCCGGGCUGGGCCUGCGGCGGAGCUGGGGAGGAGUGGCUGCCGCCGGCCCCCACAGAGGAUCUUUACUGUAGUUGCCCAUGUGGUGGUUUGAGCAGCCGCCAGGCUCCCCUAGCCUGCAGGAGGGGACGCCCUGAAGCUCUUCAGAAGCCCUGACACCCCGGCCGCCCCCGCUCCUGGCCUUUCUGUGUAAAGUGACCGAAAUGUAGAAGCACCCGCGGAACGCGGCAACCUGCCCCUUGGAGCGGUUGUUUAUUUUGUCGCGGAGUGUAGGAGGAUGUGGAGAGAGGCCAGCUCCCAGAAACCUAGACUUACCUCGGCGGCAGGCCCUCGACCACCCUUCACCUGCCGGCGGAUGUGGGGAGCAGCUCAGGUCUGCCCAGGCACCGAUGGGCUGUGUGGAGGAGGCAGAGACAGAA